UCAUUUUUUUCAUGGUGACUUACUUGAUGGAGAAGGCAGGUUCCUCCGUCUACGCAUUCAAGAUGACAGAAAUGGGAUCCUCGGCGCGGCUCUUUCUGCUCGGACUGCUGCUGUGCCUGCAGCUCGGCAGAGCUCCAGCUCGCACUCCCCGCACGGCGGUGGACCAGGUGUCCGAGGCCGACAUCCAGCGGCUGCUGCACGGCGUCAUGGAGCAGCUGGGCAUCGCUCGGCCCCGGGUGGAGUACCCUGCGCAUCAGGCCACGAACAUCGUCGGGCCUCAGAGCAUACAAGGUGGUGCUCAUGAAGGCCUGCAGCACCUCGGUCCUUACGGAAACAUCCCAAACAUCGUGGCUGAGCUGACAGGCGACAAUGUUCCCAAAGACUUUAGCGAUGACCACAGCUACCCAGACCCCCCAAACCCCUGCCCCCUGGGAAAAACGGCUGGAGACGGUUGCUUGGAAAAUGCUCCGGACACGGCUGAGUUCAGCAGGGAGUUUCAGAAACACCAGCACCUCUUCGACCCAGAGCAUGACUACCCCGCUCUGGGAAAGUGGAACAAAGAACUUUUAUACCAAAAGCUGAAGGGAGGACCAAAGAGAAGGAAAAGGAGCAUCAACCCUUAUUUACAGGGUCAAAGGUUGGACAAUGUGGUCGCCAAGAAAUCUGUUCCCCAUUUCUCAGAAGAAGAAGAAGAAGAAGCAUCGACCACCGCGGCUCCCAGCAAACCUGCAAUCUGAAAUUUGGGAAAACUUGGAAAAUGUUUUCCUCUCAGAAAAAUGUUUGUAGGCUGCACAUUCCAGGAUUUGUUUCAUUAGUCACUGGGACAGUGUUUUCAGCAGAAACGCUGCAUUUUCAUUGACUUAAACGUAAAAAUGUGCCAAGAUUUAUCUGGUGAUUUGCCUAAAGCACAGGUGUCAAACUCAAGGCCCGGGGGCCAAAUCUGGCCCGCCGUAGCUUUUUAUGUGGCCCUGCAGACUCC
This is a messenger RNA of Xiphophorus maculatus (southern platyfish), 979 nucleotides long. It is a transcript of the gene scg5, whose product is annotated as secretogranin V. The transcript is spliced from 6 exons. Gene Ontology annotation, cellular component: secretory granule. Gene Ontology annotation, biological process: regulation of hormone secretion; neuropeptide signaling pathway. The coding region runs from base 12 to 737 and encodes 241 amino acids. Gene Ontology annotation, molecular function: enzyme regulator activity. NCBI's taxonomy places the organism in Eukaryota, Metazoa, Chordata, Actinopteri, Cyprinodontiformes, Poeciliidae. The record is from RefSeq and is a predicted model, not a curated record.